UGACAAACAGCCUGUUUAGCAAUAACAUGGAUAAACUUCAUUUAUUUGUUACAAGGGUUAUAAGAUAAGCAAGUUCCAUGAUCAAUUCAUGUUUACACAUAUUUAUACAUUUCUUAAAGACAUAUGUAUUGUGUAUAUCAACAAACACGAAUUUGUGUUAUCAAAUUGUAUCGAAUGCAAUAUUAAAUAGUUUACUAUCAAAUUAAACAGUAUGAGUUUACAUUGGAGAAUACUUUGUGGAAUAAAACAAAGAUCACAGAUUCCAUCGUUACAAGUUCUUAUAAAAGAUUAUUCUACAUACCAACAAUCUUCUACGAGGAAAAAAUAUGAAUCUUCCAAGAAUACAGAAGAUCCUAUUAUGUUGUAUGCAACAUAUGUUGCUGUUGCUGCAUCAGUUUUAGGCAUAUCUUAUUUUAUUUCUAAACAUAGAAGAAAUGUUUAUGCUCUUAAUGUAAUACAAAAUGUACAAUGUGGUCAAUUUCGGAAGGAUUUAAAGACUUAUAGCUUAGAAGAAGUAAGAAUACAUGAUAACAAAAAAAAUCGUAUUUGGGUUACCUUUAAAGAAGGUGUAUAUGAUAUAACAGAAUUUGUAGACAAACAUCCAGGUGGUUCGUCAAAAAUCAUGAUGGCAGCGGGAAGUUCAAUAGAUCCCUUUUGGUCAAUUUUUGCAAAUCACAAAACAUCUGAAAUAUAUUCAUUGUUAGAAUCCAUGAGAAUAGGUAAUAUAUCAGAAGAAGAUGCUAAAAAUGAUGAAAACGACUUGCAUGAUCCAUAUGCAAAGGAACCUAGCAGGCAUAAAGCUUUAAUAGUAAAUGGUAGUAAACCUUUUUGUGCGGAACCACCAUCUACAGUAUUGGUUGAGAGUUUUCUUACACCAGUUGAUCUUUUUUAUGUUAGAAAUCAUUUACCAGUGCCAGAAAUAGAUUUAAAAGAUUACACAUUAGAAUUAGCGAUAGAAGAAAAAAUAAAAAAGACACUUGACUUUAAAGCAAUAACAAAGUAUAAAAAAUAUACUGUAACAGCUGCUGUCAUGUGUGGUGGAAACAGACGUUCAGACAUGUCAAAGGUAAAGAAAUUGAAAGGUAUCAACUGGAGUGUUGGUGCUGUUGGAAAUGCAACAUGGGCUGGUGCACGAUUGUGUGACGUAUUAAAAGAUUUAGGAAUCAAUGAAGAUGAAUUUGAUCAUGUUCAGUUUGAAGGAUACGAUUUAGAUCCAUCUGGCACACCAUAUGGUGCAAGUAUUCCUAUUGCCAAAGCUAUGGAUCCGAAGGGAGAUGUAAUUUUAGCUUAUGAAAUGAACGGUGAACCAUUAAGCAAAGAUCAUGGAUUUCCGAUUCGAGUAAUUGUUCCUGGUGUUGUUGGCGCCAGAAAUGUUAAAUGGCUUAGUAAAAUUUGUAUUUCAAAGAAGGAAAGUCAGUCACAGUGGCAACAGGGCGACUAUAAAGGAUUUUCACCAAGCACAGAUUGGGACAAUGUAGAUUUUAGUAAGUCGCCCGCGAUACAAGAAAUGCCUGUAAUAUCUGCAAUAUGCGAUCCACAAAAUUCAGAAGUAGUUGAAGUUAAGAAUGGAAAAAUACAAGUGAAAGGUUACGCAUGGUCUGGUGGUGGUCGAAAGAUCAUUCGUGUCGAUGUAACAAAUGACAAAGGAAAGACAUGGCACACAGCACAUUUGACAGAAGAUCUCAAGGCAAAACAAAGUCGACACUGGAGCUGGUCAUUAUGGAAAGUGGAGCUUCCUGUUGACAAAAAUGUUAAUGAGACUGAAAUUUGGGCAAAAGCAGUUGAUUCUGCAUAUAAUGUUCAACCUGAAAGUUUCACAAAUAUCUAUAAUCUUAGAGGAUUGCUGUGCAACGCAUAUCACAUAGUUAAAGUUAAAUUAAAGCAAUAAAUCAAUUUGUUACUUUUUUUAUCAAUUAUUUACAUUUUA
Linepithema humile (Argentine ant) is the source of this 1927-nucleotide messenger RNA. It is a transcript of the gene shop, whose product is annotated as shopper. Gene Ontology annotation, cellular component: mitochondrion. The record is from RefSeq and is a predicted model, not a curated record. Gene Ontology annotation, biological process: sulfur compound metabolic process. NCBI's taxonomy places the organism in Eukaryota, Metazoa, Arthropoda, Insecta, Hymenoptera, Formicidae. Gene Ontology annotation, molecular function: molybdopterin cofactor binding; heme binding; sulfite oxidase activity.